UAUGCCUGUAACGUGUUCUUUUAUCGUUCUAAUGAUUAUAAGCAGGUCUGAAGAGUGGGCCGUGGUGUUGUCAGGCAUUGUGUCGUUUCGCGGACAUCUCGUAGACUUGGAAAUUUCAUAGAACUGUUCAAAAUUUCCAUGUCAUUGAACAAACUACACAAAUCGAGCCUGAUAAACGAAGCCCCUAGCUGCAAACUUCCUCGGCCAUUAUUUCUGCGGCGUUACCUGUUAGCUAGUUCACUGUGUAUGACGUUUCAGACUGUUACUGAGUGAAACACGUCAUCUAGCGACUAUCCCCAAGGCAACAAUGCGUAUGGAAGAAGGUGGAAAAAGGUGUAUGACGAACUAGUCUACUCCUCAGCGGCUCUAUCUCCAUCUCAUUCUUCUCAUUUUAGGAGUUGAGAGCAGUAGUGAGCUCGAUUCUGGUCGGAAAGUUACAGAUUCAAGAUCCGAAAAGUAGCAACGUGAAAAACAAGGCUUACGGUUAUCACGGUCCAACUGGAAAAGUCUGUAUGAUAAGAACAUUGACUAUCUCUGCGUAGUUACUCCGAGAGUAUCAGCGAAGAGAAACCCGUCCUAUCUACCUGCCCGACCCGAGAGGUUGAAGUCUGACGAAUAGAUCUGACAUCAAGUGUAUAUACUUUGAUGUUCUGAAAUCAUGGAAAAAAGACCAUUCCUACUGAUUCUUCUCCAUCUUUGCUUCAAGAUCUACGUCCAUGCCACCCACGGUCCCCCUAGGCUCUUGUUAGAGGGGCGUGGUCUACAGAAGAAGGUUUUUGCAGGGGCUGAAGCUCAUCUUCCGUGUCCUGUUGCUGGUACCAAAGAUUCUCUUGUUUAUGAUUGGUACAAGAGCCACCAAUUACUACCCACUAUAGGUAACCAUCGAUAUCACGUGACCCAUACAGGUACGCUUGUGAUACAACAUACCGCAGUGGAAGACUCUGGUUUUUACGUGUGCGAAGCAUUCAAUCAAAAGGGGGAGGUUGAAGCCCACGUUCAUCUUAUGGUUCUUAGUAAGUUUGAGGAUCUUGUGUCUUCACGUAAUUCAGGGGAAGACGAUGGCACCUUCAAACCUCACGGAACGACUACAGACUCUUCUACAGGCCUAACUGCAAAUAACAGAAAGUCUUCUGGAAAACUACUUGAUCCAAUAGUCGACGGUUCAGGAGAUCGUAAGCUUCAAAACUAUUUUGCUUUCGAAGCUCCUGUUCUGACCACCAGUAAGCACGAAGACGACAACAUCUUUCAAAGGCCAGUCGGGAGCUCAGUCGUAUUCCGUUGCGCUGCGAAAGGAAAACCGAAACCAGUGAUCACGUGGUUCAAGGAUGACAAGCAAGUGCUCGAGAACGGCUUGGUUGUGAGGGAACUGUCGAACAGCGUUCGAAUCUCGCGAUGGUCAAUGAUGAUCGAGAACCUGAAGAUUGCAGACAGUGGUAAAUACUCGUGCGUUGCUUAUAACAUCCACGGGAAAGAAAACGUUACUUUCGUUCUUCAAGUUGUCGAUCAAAUCCUAAGUAAGCCGGAACUGACAGGAAGCCACCCGGUUAACACAACAGUGGAAUACGGAAGAACGGCCACCUUCCAGUGUCGUGUACGAAGUCAAGACGUCCCUCAUAUCCAGUGGUUGAGGCGAGUAAAGAAGAAAGAAACGGUUCUUCAGGACGACCUUAUUAAAGUAAAAGAUGAGUUCUACCACGUCCUCAAAUCGGACCACACCGUGGAACAACCUAAAGGAAUGUUUCUUAAUAAACUACACAUCAACGAAGCUCGGGAAUCGGAUUCGGGAAAAUACCUGUGUUUGGGGUCAACGCCUACCGGAUAUAGCUACCGGUCUGCGUUUCUGACAGUGACGUCACCUCGACUAAGCCAUUCGGUUGGUUGGACAAAAAUGUCAGAAAACUGGAAUAAUCAAACUAAUCCCCUAUUGGUUGCUCUACCCAUUGUUCUGGGUGUGUUGAUUGGUGUGGCUGUAACCUUGGUAGUUGUUUGUCACCGUAGGAGACUAGCAUCAUCCUUCCAAUACCAGAAAGGAAUGGAAUCUCAUAGCUUGCAGACCCAAAGACGAAUUGGAUCAGAGAUCCUGGAAGUAGUUAUAGAGACUCAUCUCGGCCAGUCUGUCAAAGGGAAGGCGAGAAAAAUAUAUAGAAAUCCCAUCUCCAGUUUUGACUCUUACGCACCUCUCAACCAAAAUCAGCAGGAAAAGCUCGAUAAAAACCAGGAAUCGGUUGCAUCAUCAGUAAAUUCAGAAGUGGUGUUUAAUGGAGGAACUGCAGAAUCAAGACUUUGGGAGGACGCUCAUCUACCAGAUCUUAAUUUGGCUUCUGAUUCUUACGUCAUGAGAUACAACGUGUAGAGAGAUUGAUGGCAUGAUUGAUACAGGAUACAGAGUUAAGAAGACAGUACUUCCAACACCUUCCAAACAUUGAACAAGUAUCCAUGAAUGAUUGGCGAUUUCUAAAUAUGAAAUUAUAUCUUUGCUGUUUUACAAUUAUUUGUAGGAAUACAGCAUAAAGGAAUGAUUAUAAGGAUUCAAAAAUCAACCAUUAUUAUCUGUAGGAUAAUCACCAUGAAAUGAUUACAGUAAUAUAAAAACCAGCCAUUAAUCUUAACCCUUUUCAAAGAAUGAUCUCCUGAUGAAAAUGUUCUUCGAAAAUACUCUGUCUUCUGAUUCGAAUUUUUGACCUUUGUAAUAACUUUGUAGUGAUCCACAGUACUACACUACUUUUAAAUUGGAGAAAUUCUACUUCUGGACCUUAUACCCAGAUAAUUGUUAAGUACUUCAAAACAAAACAAAUAUGUAUAAAUAAAAAAAGGCUGUUAUAGUUCUUUAGUAUUAUUGUCUUAAAGUUUGGAGCCUAGCUGAUGGAACCAUUGUUAGACUUUGUGGUAGUAACGAUGACUACACACGUUCGUCAUUUUGUGAUUCAAUGGACUGUUUAUUUAUUGUUGCCAAUGUUACGUAACAGUCACUAAGCAAGUACAUCUUCAGUGGUAGAUUUGUGAUACCUAAAAAAAGUAGCGAUUGAUUGCUUGCAUUUGGUAAUUGAGUAAUUCUUAAAUAUCGUUUCGUUUUUUGUGAUGAUUGUUCACUACGUAUUCGUUUCUGAAUUAAUUGAAGGAGACAGAACUUUGCCAAAUUAUAUUUCACCAAUAUUAGGUGUUCAAGUCGCCGAAUAAUUUCUCAAUAUGUAACUGUUGUGGUGUUUGUUUGAUGGUGAAAUAUCGACAACGUUUGAUUUUUAAACUAAACAUUAGUAUAUUUUCUUUCGAUAUGAAAAAAUAAAUAAAUUACUUUCCAGAUUAAUCAAACUAUUUUACACCAUGUACAUAGGCAUAGUGACCGAGAGACUUAAGGCGAAGGGGGCUUUUAUCAGGUACCCUAAACAUUGAGGCACCCGAGUCAAAAUCCUUAUAUAUUUUCAACAAGCAAAAACUUAAUAAAAAUCUUUGUCCAACCUCACAUCUUAGCUGUAAUUCCGCCAUUGACCAGGUGGAUUUCAUUCCACAUUGUUUUACUAUUAUUAUAAAUUAAUAAAAUCAUUACAAUUGUACGAUAUAUUUCUGAUAAUUAGUCACAUCAAAAGAGCUGUUGUCAAAAAUAGAAAUUAACCAAUCUAAAUUUAAGAAUUUUGUAACUUUGAUGAAAAAUAUUAUUCAAUUAUGUAUAUUAUCUAAAGAUGAACGAAUUCAUCCCCCCC
Limulus polyphemus (Atlantic horseshoe crab) is the source of this 3698-nucleotide messenger RNA. RefSeq names its product fibroblast growth factor receptor-like 1. Gene Ontology annotation, cellular component: plasma membrane. Gene Ontology annotation, molecular function: fibroblast growth factor binding; fibroblast growth factor receptor activity. Bases 659 to 2353 code for a protein of 564 amino acids. Lineage: Eukaryota; Metazoa; Arthropoda; Merostomata; Xiphosura; Limulidae. The record is from RefSeq and is a predicted model, not a curated record. The transcript has 9 exons.